Molecule: messenger RNA, 1617 nt
Organism: Sinocyclocheilus grahami
Lineage: Eukaryota; Metazoa; Chordata; Actinopteri; Cypriniformes; Cyprinidae
Product: WW domain binding protein 1-like
Exons: 2
Coding region: 1-807 (268 amino acids)
Source: RefSeq, a predicted model, not a curated record
AUGCCCAACAAAGCAUCACGGUCAGUCAAUAAAUGCAUUUCUUCGUCCUCUUCUCCAGGGUUUCUGUCUGGCUACCUCUUACCGGCAUACGAGGAAGUUGAGAACAGACCUCCGACGCCCCCGCCUCCGUACAGUGCCUCUCAGCCAGGCCAGUCCACCAGCAUUGACCCCCUGUGCUCUGAACAACCAGAUGAGCUCUGCCCUCCACUGCAGUCCAGCCCCGUCGUCCCGUCUGCAUCUGAGAACUGUUCCCUGGGACCCUGUGUAGAGCAGCCACAUACUGCCACUGCACACAGCCCUGUCAGAGACAGUCACAAACCACAGUACCUCAGCCGAGGAGAGGACGGGCAGCCCCAGCCCCAGCAGGUGGCGUGCGCUACCUCACACAGCCCCGUCAAACAGGGCAACUCGGGCGAGGAUCUGACUGAACCCGUAGAAGACUGUUCUCCCGACAACAAAGACAAGACUCCAGGACGCCACCGGCGCUUCACAGGCGACUCUGGGAUUGAGGUAUGCGUUUGCAACCAGGGGCCCGGGGAUGGAGAGGAAGAGGAGGAGAUGAAAGAGCUUGUAGGGCACAUGGAUGGAGGGGUGCUCGAGGAGCAGGACUUCUGUGAUAGCUGCAACCUCCGCGGCGGCGGCGGCAGCCCUCCUCGUGGUUCGGGGGAUGAGGAACAGGGCCUGGCUGCCUCAGAUGUGCCUCUAGAGCAAAGAGAGCAUCAGCGACCUCCAGUCUGCCUCCAUCUGCACACCAUCAACGAACAGGACGGUCCGCAUCAUGCCAACAACACGGACCCCCAGAGUUGAGCACAAACGGUUCCAGCAGAGACUUAAUUUAGACUGCUGUUUCCCUUUACUUUCUUGAGAUACAUCAGUUUGUACUGUCAGCUAUGUCACUUUGGGUGUAUUUUGUAUGUGUGUGCCUGCGUGUGUGUGUGUGUGUGUGUGUGUGUGUGUGUGAGAGAGAGAGCGAGGGAGUUUUAAAAGGGCGUUAAUGUGUGAGUCCUCACGGUUUUAUGGAUUAAUAGGGUAAUCUAGUAAAGACGUUAAUAGGUCUGUUGCCUCACAGAGAGGUCACGAUCAAAGCCACAGAGGAAAUUCUCUUCAGUUUAUAGCCUUAUCGAGCUCUGGGUGACAUGCCUGUAGAUUUGGAGGCUUUUUGUUGGUUUUUGGGGGCUAUUACCUCCUACUGAGAUGAAGAUGGCACACAAGGUCAGGGGAUAUUGAUUUGUGCUGGCUUUUGCUCUUGAAUUCUUAUCUUUGAUGUCAUUUUAAAAUACUUAAAGGGACAGUUCACCCAAAAAUGAAAGAUCUGUCUUUAUUUAGUCACUCUCAUGGCAUUCCAAAUACACAAGACUUUUGUUCAUCUUUAAAACACAAAUAAGGAUAUUUUUAAUAAAAAAUUUAAGAGAGAUCCAUUUAAAAAAAAGUCUAUUCCACUAAAAGUGGACGCUUUAAAAAGUUCAAGAUUGUAAAAUAAAUCCAUAUGCACAUCAAAUAUGGUAAAUAAAAGAUGAAACAUACAUGAUGCACGAGAACCAAUGACGUUUCUUGUUACGCAUCAAGCAAGUACAGUUGAAAUUCUGGUUCUAUGUUCAUGUUCGGUGUUUAAAUGUG